Messenger RNA from Ziziphus jujuba (common jujube), 1880 nucleotides. Its product is annotated as quinolinate phosphoribosyltransferase [decarboxylating] 1a. Gene Ontology annotation, molecular function: nicotinate-nucleotide diphosphorylase (carboxylating) activity. Gene Ontology annotation, biological process: quinolinate catabolic process; NAD+ biosynthetic process. The coding region runs from base 418 to 1515 and encodes 365 amino acids. NCBI's taxonomy places the organism in Eukaryota, Viridiplantae, Streptophyta, Magnoliopsida, Rosales, Rhamnaceae. The record is from RefSeq and is a predicted model, not a curated record. The transcript has 10 exons. Gene Ontology annotation, cellular component: cytoplasm.
AUCAGCAAUGGUUACUCAAAAGUCUUAUCCUUAAUUUUUUGUUUUCUUAAAUUAUUCAUAAAAUAAAAUAUAACAGGGAAAAAAAAAAAUGAAAGAUUCAUGAUUCACCUAAUCAAGGAGGAAUAUAAUAUUUCAGCUACAUCCUAUAAAAUAUUUUUAUCAAAUUAUUUUGUUUUUUUUUCAGAAUUUUAUUGCUCUUGCUAACUAGAGUCAAAAACUGGUGGAAAAAAAGUGUCGCUUAGCUUAGCCGCUUUGCUCUUUUACUCGCUCUGCUGGUCCUGCAACUUGCCCCCUGCUAAACGGCGUCGUACUCCCUUCCCCACACCCUCUCUCUCUCUCUCUCUCUCUCUCUCUAGCUCGCUGGUAAAGAUUACUGAAAAACGCGGUGUCGUUUUUGCCUCCAAAACAAGAAAAAAAAUGAUAUCGAACUUAUCGACGAUUCUCCAACCCAAAUGUCAAUCUCCACGACUGCCCAGAAUCCCAGUACUCAGAGAUACACGCGCUCGCGUUGGUUCUUCGAUUGUUCGAAUGUCAGCUGCAACAGUGAAUUCAAAAGUUUCAAUGAAAUCCAUUGCAGUGAAACCUCCUUCACAUCCCACUUAUGAUUUGAGGGGUGUCAUCAAGUUAGCACUUGCUGAAGAUGCUGCUGAUUUAGGUGAUGUAACAUCCAUGGCCACCAUACCAUCAGACGUGGAAGUGGAAGCCCAUUUCUUGGCAAAGGAAGAUGGGAUUAUAGCCGGAAUUGCACUUGGUGAGAUGGUUUUUAAUGAGGUUGAUCCUUCUCUGAAGGUGGAGUGGUUUCAAAAUGAUGGAGAUUUUAUUCGUAAAGGGUUAAAGAUUGGAAGGGUUUAUGGAAAGGCACAUAGCAUUGUUGUGGCUGAGAGGGUAGCCUUAAAUUUUAUGCAGAGGAUGAGUGGAAUUGCAACUCUAACUAAGGCAAUGGCAGAUGCUGCACAUCCUGCACUUAUCUUAGAAACGAGAAAAACUGCUCCAGGUUUACGAUUGGUGGAUAAGUGGGCGGUACUCAUUGGUGGAGGGAGAAAUCACAGAAUGGGAUUAUUUGAUAUGGUAUUAAUAAAAGAUAAUCAUAUAUCAAGUGCGGGAGGGAUCAUAAAUGCCAUAAAAGCUGUAGACCUGUAUCUAGAGCAAAGAAACCUCAAGAUGGAGGUUGAGGUCGAAACUAGGACAUUAGAGGAAGUAAAUGAGGUAUUGCAUUUUGCAUCUCAAACAAAGACUUCUUUGACCCGCAUAAUGUUGGAUAAUAUGGUUGUACCACUGCCUGAUGGAGAUGUUGAUGUGUCUAUGCUUCAAGAAGCUGUGCAACUGAUCAAUGGGAGAUUUGAGACUGAGGCAUCUGGCAAUAUUACUCUUCAAACCAUCCACAAAAUUGGAGGAACAGGCGUGACCUUCAUUUCUAGUGGUGCUUUGACUCAUUCUGUGAAAGCUCUCGACAUCUCCCUCAAGAUUGAUACAGAGUUGGCUCUUCAAGUUGGAAGGCGCACAAAUCGAGCAUGAUCAUACUGAAUUUAUACCCUCCUUUAAUACAUGUUAGUUAAUAAUACAAUCAGAAAUGACUGGUGCAAAGAAAAUGGGCACGAAAGGCAGCAAAUUUUCAGAUAUCCCUUUUGUUAGUUGGUAAGUGGUAUACGCGGCUUUCUCUACAUCUACUAUGUGACCUCAUUGUGAUGAAAAAGCAGAAGCAAUUGGUUUUUCAGCAGUACAAAGUUAAAAUAUGUAUUGGAGGUAUUCCAUUUUGAUAUCAUUAUCAAAGUUUCAUUUUCAAUAACUGUUGUAAGCAUAAUAUAUAUAAUUAUGAAAGAAGUUGUUGAAAGUUUCAACAGAAAUCUAUAAUAAGUACAUAAGAUGGGAUUCUUCACUGA